Messenger RNA from Pleurotus ostreatus (oyster mushroom), 417 nucleotides. RefSeq lists its product as uncharacterized. The transcript is spliced from 4 exons. Gene Ontology annotation, biological process: double-strand break repair via homologous recombination. Gene Ontology annotation, cellular component: Shu complex. Gene Ontology annotation, molecular function: zinc ion binding. The record is from RefSeq and is a predicted model, not a curated record. Bases 1 to 417 code for a protein of 138 amino acids. NCBI's taxonomy places the organism in Eukaryota, Fungi, Basidiomycota, Agaricomycetes, Agaricales, Pleurotaceae.
AUGCCACCCAAUGACUUGAUUCCUAUUCUUGACACGACUCUUGCAAGCAUCAAGCCAGGCGAGCCUAUACAUGAUGAUACUUUCCACCAGCUCAGGGUCUUAUUCCCCGAAAGUCUUGUCCUGGCGGCCUUCGACAUCGUUGAUAGAAAGAACGUGAUGAAAUACACUACUUCCUGGGGGCGCGUUUUCUACCAGGUGAUCGGUUCCUCGGUCACUUAUUCGGUGCAGCCAGACUUGGGACAUUCGCCCAACGUCCGUUUCUAUUGCACAUGCCCCGCCUUCUCGUACACCGUCCUCCUCGCUGAAUCAUACUUCAUGUGCAAGCACAUUCUCGCUGUGGUCCUCGCCGAGCAGCUAAAUGAGUGUACCGACCGCCCUUCCAAUCCAAAUGACAUUGCGAACCUAGUCGCGCGGUAG